AUGGCUGGUCCAGAGACAGGUACUGUGAUCAGCUCAGCUCAUGGUGGAGGGCAAGAAAGUGUUGGCCCCUCAGCUUCACAACAUCCAGCAGCACCUCAACACCCUUCAGCGGUCAAACGAGUUUCACUACAACCUGGAGAAAACCGUGGAACUUCUGUGACCUUUGACAUGAGAGGAUCAUCACCUUUGAGUUCAGGAUCCCUCAGAAUGGUCCAGUUCUACUACCUCGACAACGACAUGAACGAGCUCCAGGAGGAUUUUCAGUGCGAGGUGGACAACUCACCUCCUUUUAGAGUCAUCAUUGACUCUGGAGCAGAUGCCCCAGUUUUUCCUGCUUCACUUGCUCAUUGUGGACAAGCACAUCAUGGUGAACAAGUGGCUUUGCAGGACGCCCAGGGCAACCAGAUUCCAACUAUGGGGCAGAGAGCAGUCUCAAUUCUGCUCGAGGACAACCGUGGAAUUGGGAUGGAGCUGAUUGACAACGUGGUCUUCUCACCUGAGGUGACGCAGCCCAUCCUGAGCUAUGGUCGUUUGAUGAAUGCUGGUUGGAGCAUUGAUGCUCAACAACAAUGUCUACGCAAUGGUGACUAUGCCGUGCCCCUCAUGCUGCAGAACAACAGCCUGGUGGUGGAAGCUCGGGUGCGCACUAUCACGUCUUCUACCUGUACCUCGUUGCCUAUGGAGGUGCGCUCUAUGAAGGCGGUCUUCACUUCUGGACUUCAAGGCUAUGUGGACACUGGCUUUGGAUGGAACAGAGAAGGUGCCAGAUGGAUUGGAGUUCACUUGAGCAACAAGUACCAGGACCCCAUCUACAUCACUGGCAUCGACAUGGAGGUGGAAUGGCGCAGGGCGACGGUCAUCAAGAAGGACAACGAGUGGCUCAUGGUGGAAUACUGUGAGAAAGUGACAGAGAUGGUGGAUGCCAACCGCUUCAUUGAGGAGACGAUCGGCAGAACGACAUCCUCAUGGACAAGCACUUGCGAAGGAGCUUCACAUGAAAGCGCCAUCCCCAUCAUCUCCAUGGACUUUGCGGUGACGAAGAAGAAAGAUGGCCUGGACCCCAAUCCUGAAGGUUACCUGAGUGCCAUCCCGAUCCAAGCAAAGAGCCAGCUGCACUACAUGACCCACGAAGUGCUGACCUUUGUGCAGACGCUGGGGUGUGCCGAGGUUGGUUUCUAUGGUGACAAUGAGCCCACGAUCAGACAGAUCCUCAAGACGGUGAUCACCUCACGUCAUGCACUUGGCCUUGUGGGAAAGGACGUGACCUCCUACGAGCUCAUCCAUGGAAGGACCUAUGCUGGCAAGAUAUGCCGAUUUGCAGAGCCAGUCUAUGCCUACUGCAAACCACGUGGAAAAGCUGAUGUUGCACCACAACGCCAAGAAGGACGAGUUCUUCCGAAGCUUUCUGAGGUGGAGCAGCGCUUUGCAGAUGAAGAGGCAGCUGCUGUGAUGGCCUAUGCAAGGUCAAGGCAAGGAAGAUUGGAAGCACAGCAAGAAGUUCGAGAAGCUCUUGAAGAACUUCCUGAUCGACCUCUUGGUGGAACAACGUCUGUGGUGGAUCCUUUGCCUGCUCAACUUGGAGCAGGAGGAGUUCAAGUUGCAGCACCAGGUGAGCCCAGCAACGCUACGAUGUUAGCGAUGCCUUCUUCGCCUCGUGGACAAGUUGGACGCGAAGGACAGCGACCAGAUGGCGAAGAACCUUCCGCGAAGCGAAGCUGUGCGGAAGAGAGCCUUGUUCGCCGAAUGGCGACGAUCGAGCGACGCUUGGUGGAAGUUGAGUUCGCUGGCGACAAGUGCUAUCACCUCGACGAGAUCUACUCCCAGGAGAAUGUCAUGGCUUUGGAUGAUGAGCUUGGCGAAAAGGAGCUCAAUGACAACCUCAACGUGAACAAGAUCCCUGAGGAACUUUGGUCAGAUGCAUUGCUGACCAGAACGCCUCCGGAACCACUUCCAGAAGUUGAUCGAAAGGCUGAUGAAGUUGAAGUUCAAAGACUACAAGCUAUGGGAGUCCUCGCACCACUUAGCGAGGAGGAGGAGAGAACACUGGGAACAUUGACGACAAGAAUGGUCUAUGAUUGGCGAGUAAAGGACUACACCGACCCGAAGACCAACACUACGCGAAAGAGAUGGAUGCGAAGGGCGAGAUUGGUGGCGAGAGAAUAUGCCCAUCAACGACGUGACGAUGUGCAUUCCCCAGCCUCUGGUGGACAAAGUCUUCGCCUACUACCAGCCCUUUACCUCAUGCUGAGGUCCGUGGACGGUGUGGAGCAGAAGGAUAUCCAGAUUGGAGCCCUGGACAUCAAGGACGACACCUUUGAGUUCCUGAAAAGGACCUACAAGUUGAAGGAUGACGGCAUUGACAUCAUGCCGGGACGCUACGAUGAUUCGAUGAUUGAAGCCUUUGAGAACCGCUAUGGCAAGGUGAAGUUGCAAUCAGUGCCGUGUGGAGAAGAUGCCCAGGACAUUGGCUCCACGCACUUCUUGCCGAUGGACGAGGCGAUGCUCUACAGAUCUUUGGUGGGAAGCGGCAUUUACUUGUCGCAGGAACGAAUUGAAGUGGCCUUUGUGGUGAAACAGCUUGCUGGUGGGAUGAGCAACCCUACCUAUGGACAUCUUCAGGUGAUGCGCAAGCUGAUUGGCUACUUGAAGGCGACGAAGGGCUACCAUAGCCAUUUGGGCUAUCCAAGUGCUGGACAAGGAGUUCACCAUCACUACGAUUCCAAGUGGGUGGUGGAAAGUUUCACUGAUGCAGAUUGGUCUGGGAACAAGCAGACUCGACGCUCUACAAGCGGCGCCAUUCAUUGUGUGAACGGCUUGGUGUGUUUCCAUUCGAGCCGUGGCCAGAAAGUUGUGAGCCUCUCCUCAGCAGAAUCAGAGUUGCACAGCUUAGUUUCAGGAGCGACAGACGGCGUGUUUGUGAGACGUUGUCUUGGCUUCUUGAUUCAGGAGGAAGUGGACGUCUUCGGACAUGGGAAUGGGAAGGAGCUUUGGAUCCAGGACCAGGUGGCAGCCCAUGAGAUGGAAGUGAAGCAGAUCCGCACAGUGCUGAACAUUGGUGACAUGGGAACGAAACCACUUGGUAAAGCUCGACUUCAAGCUCUGAUGUGCUGGUGCAAUAUCCGGGACAAGAACGACAAGUUGGUCGGCGAGGACGAAGCUUCAAAGCUCAAGGAGACCCAAUUGAAUAAGGCCAAGAUCAUGCGAGUGGCGAAGAUGCUCUACGCUAUGGUUUUGGUUGGCGGCCUUGAGUCCGCAGAUGCUAUGAUGAUUCCCUUGCAGGUGGACCCGCCGGAAGUCUACAUCCAGCGCUAUAUCAUGGUGCUUGCGGUGAUCUUCAUCGUGACCAUGUGCAUGGUGGUGUUCUAUGUGGUCAAGGCCUUUCAAGUACUUCAUGGACGAGUUCGGGCCUUGGAGCAAGAUCUUCAGCGAUGCUCCAACGAGUUGGAGAUGCACCAUCUACAUGGCCAAGCACUGCAAAUGGGUAUCAUCAGGCUUGGUGGCUACGUGGACCUCAACGAGCACAUUUCCGAGAAUGACUGGGACAACUGGAACUACAUCCAGAAGCAGAACAUCGUGGAGGAAAACUAUGACUGCAGGCGCGUGCUCAGAUCUUUGGGCAAGGACACGCGAGCCCUACAGAAACGAGCUUCGACGCCUACCCCGAGGACAUCGCGUUCUCAUGAUGAUCUUGGAGGAGAAGAUGGAUCUGAAGGAGAUGACCUGGAGACUGCCGAUGAGCGCAGACAGCGCUAUCUGCAGGCCACGAUGAGUGAAGUCAGCGACCCCGACGAUUGGGCCGAUCUUCACUAUGGACCUCACUCCAGUCCUCCGAGACGAUCUUCGAGAAGGAGUUCGCGAAGGACCUCCCGUGCGCGAAGUUCAAGGGCAAGAUCUCCAGAUGCUGAACCUGAGGGAGCUGAGAACUCAGGUGGCGAAUCCGAGGACGCUCUGAGGGAAGACUUCCGAGCAGACACCUUCCUCGAGUGGCCUAGCAUCGAUUGGAGAAGUUCUUUCAACAGAGCCCAGUUGAAAGCCUGUAGAGUGAUUGUGGAUUUGUGUUUCCGCGCUAUUGAAGCUGCGGAGAAUGGGCAUGAACCUAUGGCCCAGUGGUGCCAAGCUGAAACUGCUAAACACAGGCAGUACAGCGACAUUGGCAUGCUCGAACUGCCAAUGCCAAAUGGCACCUAG
Messenger RNA from Cladocopium goreaui, 4188 nucleotides. The record is from the annotation of a GenBank genome assembly. Lineage: Eukaryota; Dinophyceae; Suessiales; Symbiodiniaceae.